AUGAGAUUAGGAGAUGUAAGAGCCAAUGACCAGAAACGAGAAGCCAUAGCCCUCAUGGAACAGGCCGGAUGUGAUAUCACUCAAGCUUGUGGAAAUGCAGAGUGGCCGAAAUUACAAGAGGUAUUAGCUCCCCAGUAUCGUCUGAAAAUAUUUCAGUUCAAAUCUACUUCGACUAAACUCUGUUUAGAGCGCAUCUUCAAAGGCUGGGGAGAUGGAACUUGUUUGAACAUUUUGUUAGACAACCGUCAUUGCGAUGCCAUCAUAUCCAUGCCGGGAGUAACGGGGAACCAAUAUUACUGUGAUCAUUGCGACGUGGGGUACAGGAAUGUCACAGACCAUCGGUCCAAAUGUCCUCAUCGCUGUACCUAUUGUUUAGGACCACACCCUCAAUGUCCCGAUGAAGGGAUCAAGAUUAAAUGUCGGGAAUGCCAUGGAAUGUUUAAGAACAGGACCUGCUACGAAAAUCAUUUAAAACCCCAUAGUAAGAAAACCACCACUACUGUCUGCAAUUUAAUGGUUCUAUGCGAGAAGUGUCAGUCGUGGAUACCUUAG
This is a messenger RNA of Saccostrea cuccullata (small rock oyster), 552 nucleotides long. RefSeq lists its product as uncharacterized. The record is from RefSeq and is a predicted model, not a curated record. The transcript has a single exon. The coding region runs from base 1 to 552 and encodes 183 amino acids. NCBI's taxonomy places the organism in Eukaryota, Metazoa, Mollusca, Bivalvia, Ostreida, Ostreidae.